Molecule: messenger RNA, 2760 nt
Organism: Herpailurus yagouaroundi (jaguarundi)
Lineage: Eukaryota; Metazoa; Chordata; Mammalia; Carnivora; Felidae
Gene: NPEPPS
Product: aminopeptidase puromycin sensitive
Exons: 22
Coding region: 28-2505 (825 amino acids)
Biological process (GO): proteolysis; peptide catabolic process
Cellular component (GO): membrane; cytoplasm
Molecular function (GO): peptide binding; metalloaminopeptidase activity; zinc ion binding
Source: RefSeq, a predicted model, not a curated record
GUGAGGCAGGCAACCAAUCAGAUAGUGAUGAAUUGUGCUGAUAUUGACAUUAUUACAGCUUCAUAUGCACCAGAGGGAGAUGAAGAAAUACAUGCUACAGGAUUUAAUUAUCAGAAUGAAGAUGAAAAAGUCACCUUGUCUUUUCCUAGCACUCUCCAAACAGGUACAGGAACCUUAAAGAUAGAUUUUGUUGGAGAGCUGAAUGACAAAAUGAAAGGCUUCUACAGAAGUAAAUAUACUACCCCUUCUGGAGAGGUGCGUUAUGCUGCUGUCACACAGUUUGAGGCUACGGAUGCUCGGAGGGCUUUCCCUUGCUGGGAUGAGCCUGCCAUCAAAGCAACUUUUGAUAUCUCGUUGGUUGUUCCUAAAGACAGAGUAGCUUUAUCAAAUAUGAAUGUAAUUGAUCGGAAACCGUACCCUGAUGAUGAAAAUGUAGUGGAAGUGAAGUUUGCCCGCACACCUGUCAUGUCUACAUAUCUGGUGGCAUUUGUUGUGGGUGAAUAUGACUUUGUAGAAACAAGGUCAAAAGAUGGUGUGUGUGUCCGUGUUUACACCCCUGUUGGCAAAGCAGAGCAAGGAAAAUUUGCGUUAGAGGUUGCUGCUAAAACCCUGCCUUUUUAUAAGGACUACUUCAAUGUUCCUUAUCCUCUACCUAAAAUUGAUCUCAUUGCUAUUGCAGACUUUGCAGCUGGUGCCAUGGAGAACUGGGGCCUUGUUACUUAUAGGGAGACUGCAUUGCUUAUCGAUCCAAAAAACUCCUGUUCUUCAUCACGCCAGUGGGUUGCUCUGGUUGUGGGACAUGAACUCGCCCAUCAAUGGUUUGGAAAUCUUGUUACUAUGGAAUGGUGGACUCAUCUUUGGCUAAAUGAAGGCUUUGCAUCAUGGAUUGAAUAUCUGUGUGUAGACCACUGCUUCCCAGAGUAUGAUAUCUGGACUCAGUUUGUUUCUGCUGAUUACACCCGUGCCCAGGAACUUGACGCUCUAGAUAACAGCCAUCCUAUUGAAGUCAGUGUGGGACAUCCUUCUGAAGUCGAUGAGAUAUUUGACGCUAUAUCAUAUAGCAAAGGUGCAUCUGUCAUCCGAAUGCUCCAUGACUACAUUGGGGAUAAGGACUUUAAGAAAGGAAUGAACAUGUAUUUAACCAAGUUCCAACAAAAGAAUGCUGCCACAGAGGACCUCUGGGAAAGUUUAGAAAAUGCUAGUGGUAAACCUAUCGCAGCGGUGAUGAAUACCUGGACCAAACAAAUGGGAUUUCCCCUCAUUUAUGUGGAAGCAGAACAGGUAGAAGAUGACAGAUUAUUGAAGUUGUCCCAAAGAAAGUUCUGUGCCAGUGGACCAUAUGCUGGAGAAGACUGUCCCCAGUGGAUGGUUCCUAUCACAAUCUCUACUAGUGAAGACCCCAACCAUGCCAAACUGAAAAUUCUGAUGGACAAGCCAGAGAUGAAUGUGGUUUUGAAAAAUGUCAAACCAGACCAGUGGGUAAAGUUAAACCUGGGAACAGUUGGGUUUUAUCGGACCCAGUACAGCUCAGCCAUGCUGGAAAGUUUAUUACCUGGCAUUCGUGACCUUUCUCUGCCCCCUGUGGAUCGACUUGGAUUACAGAAUGACCUCUUCUCCUUGGCUCGAGCUGGAAUCAUUAGCACUGUAGAGGUUCUAAAAGUCAUGGAGGCUUUUGUGAAUGAGCCCAAUUAUACUGUAUGGAGCGACCUGAGCUGUAACCUGGGGAUUCUCUCAACUCUCUUGUCCCACACAGACUUCUAUGAGGAAAUCCAGGAGUUUGUGAAAGAUGUCUUUUCACCCAUAGGGGAGAGACUAGGCUGGGACCCCAAACCUGGAGAAGGUCAUCUAGAUGCACUCCUGAGGGGCUUGGUUCUGGGCAAACUGGGAAAAGCAGGACAUAAGGCAACAUUAGAAGAAGCCCGCCGUCGGUUUAAGGACCACGUGGAAGGGAAACAGAUUCUCUCCGCUGAUCUGAGGAGUCCUGUUUAUCUGACCGUUUUGAAGCAUGGUGAUGGCACUACCUUAGACAUUAUGCUAAAGCUUCACAAACAAGCAGAUAUGCAGGAAGAGAAAAACCGAAUUGAAAGGGUCCUUGGGGCUACUCUUUCACCUGAAUUGAUUCAAAAAGUCCUCACGUUUGCACUUUCAGAAGAGGUACGCCCACAGGACACUGUGUCAGUAAUUGGUGGAGUGGCAGGAGGCAGCAAGCAUGGAAGGAAGGCUGCUUGGAAGUUUAUAAAAGACAACUGGGAAGAACUUUAUAAUCGAUACCAGGGAGGAUUCUUAAUAUCCAGACUAAUAAAGCUAUCAGUUGAGGGAUUUGCAGUUGAUAAAAUGGCUGGAGAGGUUAAGGCUUUCUUCGAGAGCCACCCAGCUCCUUCAGCUGAGCGCACCAUCCAGCAGUGUUGUGAAAAUAUCCUGCUGAAUGCUGCUUGGCUAAAGCGAGAUGCUGAGAGCAUUCACCAGUACCUCCUUCAGCGAAAGGCCUCGCCACCUACGGCGUGAACCCUGAGCGCCGCCACCGCGGUUCUGCUGCUUGGCUGCAGGGAUGAGGUGGGGCUACCGAACAGCUGAUUCAUAUGCCGAGAAUUUGGAGUCUUCUUUCAAACCAGUGGGGGUUGGACGAUGAAUGUAGUUAACUGGUUCCUGCUCACACUCCAGAAUUAAAUUCUAUUGAAAAAGGAAAAUCAGCAAUUCAGCAAAAAAAUAAGUAAAUAAAUAAAAAUAAAAAAUAAAAAAUGUAAAUAUGAUAGUAAUAAA